Molecule: messenger RNA, 3043 nt
Organism: Pseudophryne corroboree (corroboree frog)
Lineage: Eukaryota; Metazoa; Chordata; Amphibia; Anura; Myobatrachidae
Gene: SLC6A7
Product: solute carrier family 6 member 7
Exons: 15
Coding region: 449-2299 (616 amino acids)
Biological process (GO): sodium ion transmembrane transport
Cellular component (GO): plasma membrane
Molecular function (GO): L-proline transmembrane transporter activity
Source: RefSeq, a predicted model, not a curated record
GAUCGGUGCUCAUGUGUCUAUCCAGACCCCACAUCCAAACUCUCCGCAGAGGCCUUUAGCUCUUUCAUUCCCUUCUCUCUGCCUCGCUCUUCUCUAACUAGAGGGGUUAAUAACAGCAGAACAGGCUCAUCCCUAUUCUGUGCCAAUCACCUGAGUGUGAGAGAUAGAGGACGAGGGAGAGCAGGCGAGCAGGCACAUCUCUCCAGCAGGCUGGCCUCGCAUCUCCCAACUGUGGGCACAGAACCUGACGGAGCGAAGCAGAGACGGGGAAAGCCCCGAGCAACAGGAUGAAGAGGUACCAAGAGCAUCAUCUGCAGCAGUGGCUGCUUUUCUGAAUUGCACAUAGCUUAAGAAAUGGCCAAGGCAAUAAUGCAGCUAUCAUCAUAAUCAACUCAGAAACUUGCCUCGGGUCUCUGGGAAGCGCAAGCCCGUCACUCCGGAUCUGCUGAUGAGCCCCAGCGAUCGCGACGAUGCAGAGCUGGACAUGGAAUACCCACAAGACAGGGGAAACUGGUCAGGGAAGUUAGACUUUCUCCUGUCGUGCAUUGGAUACUGUGUUGGCUUGGGCAACGUCUGGAGAUUCCCAUAUAGAGCGUACACCAAUGGUGGAGGGGCUUUUCUUAUCCCAUACUUUAUCAUGUUAGCCAUCUGUGGAAUUCCCCUGUUCUUCAUGGAACUGUCCUUAGGCCAAUUCUCCAGCUUGGGACCUCUGGCGGUGUUCAAAAUAAGUCCACUAUUCAAAGGUGUCGGAAUGGGCAUGCUACUAAUCGUUGCCCUUGUAGCAAUCUACUACAACAUGAUAAUAGCCUACGUGCUAUUCUACCUCUUCGCCUCUCUGACCAGUAGCUUGCCCUGGGAGCACUGUGGCAACUGGUGGAACACCGAGCUCUGCCUGGACCACCACGUAAUUCGUGCCAGCAACUCUGUAGUGCCCAUCAACAUCAGCACCACCGUUAGCCCCAGCGAGGAGUACUGGAGCCGCUACGUUCUUCACAUACAAGGGAGUUCUGGCAUUGGGGAUCCGGGACACAUUCGAUGGAACCUGUGUCUGUGUCUCCUCCUGGCCUGGAUUAUUGUCUACCUGUGCAUCCUAAAGGGCGUGAAGUCAUCAGGCAAGGUUGUCUAUUUCACAGCUACGUUCCCUUAUUUAAUUCUGAUCAUGCUGUUAGUUCGCGGAGUAACACUAGAUGGAGCCUGGAUCGGAAUCAAAUUCUAUCUCACACCACAGUUUGACCACUUGUUGACAUCAAAGGUGUGGAUAGAGGCAGCUCUGCAGAUCUUCUACUCGCUGGGAGUCGGGUUUGGCGGCCUUCUCACCUUUGCUUCCUACAACACAUUUCAUCAAAACAUUUACAGGGACACUUUCAUCGUUACUCUUGGGAACGCCUUUACCAGCAUACUAGCAGGGUUUGCAAUCUUUUCCGUGUUGGGAUAUAUGUCCAAGGAACUGGGUGUUCCGGUGGAUCAAGUGGCUAAAGCAGGUCCAGGACUGGCAUUUGUUGUGUACCCCCAGGCCAUGACUAUGCUUCCUCUGUCUCCGUUCUGGUCCUUCCUCUUCUUCUUUAUGCUUCUGACUCUCGGAUUGGACAGCCAAUUUGCAUUUAUGGAGACAAUAGUGACCGCCAUUACAGACGAGUUCCCUUACUACCUCAGACCAAAGAAAGCGUACUUCUCUGCUAUUAUCUGCGUGGCUUUGUUCCUUCUGGGACUCAUACUCACCACUGAAGGUGGAAUGUAUUGGCUGGUCCUGCUGGAUGACUACAGUGCGGGAUUUGGUCUCCUGGUGAUGGUCAUCACAUUCUGCCUUGUAGUUUCAAGAGUAUACGGAAUCAAGAAUUUCUGCCGAGAUAUACAGAUGAUGCUGGGAUUCAAGCCAGGAAUUUAUUUUAAGGCGUGCUGGGCGUUUUUAUCCCCAGUCACAUUAAUAGGUCUGCUGGCUUACAGUAUACUAAAGUACCAGCCAUCACAAUACGGAAGCUACAAAUUCCCCCUCUGGUCAGAAGCUUUAGGGAUCCUCAUGGGGUUGCUCUCCUGUAUGAUGCUCCCUAUCGGAAUGCUGGUUGCUGUGCUAAAGGAGGAAGGAACUCUGUGGGAGAGAAUACGCCAGGCUAGCAGGCCCGCUAUGGACUGGGGACCAUCGCUGGAAGAAAACAGGACAGGCAUGUAUGUUAACACACUGGCCGGCAGCCAAUCUCCCAAACCAUUGAUGGUCCAUAUGCGGAAAUACGGAGGAAUUACAAGCUACGAAAACACAGCCAUCGAGGUGGACAAAGAAAUAGAGGAAGAGUCUAUGAUGUGAGGAUUGCAGGGAGAACUAUGUGGAACAGACACCUCUGUGCCUCCGGGCUUAUUCAUGCUUCCCUGACACAGAACCUGGCAACCCUCGGUCCUGUGUCCAACCUGGCCCCCGCCAGGCAGAGGUCACCGGUUAAGAACUGCAGCCGUCCAAUAGCUCUUUGUGUGGGACUACAUGCAGAACUGUCUUUGUAGUUGUUAUGGUAUGGUAAUGUCACACUAUUUGAGACCCUGUCUACUUGUUUCUGCGCUUGGUCAACUCACUGCCACUCUAUGUAUUUCCGGAGCGUUGCCCACUACAGAUCGUGAGUAGUGUUAUGGUGUAUGUAAGCCUUAAAUGGUUGCACUAUAUGUAUUUAUUCUAGAAAUGGUGCAAAUGCAUUGGCAGAGUCUGAUUUUACCAACACACAGAACAAGGUCACUGUUUAUACAUGGAGCCAUCCUCGUGUGUGUGGGGUUAUGUCCAUUAUGUGGCUGUUGAAGCGCCAGUCCCUUAAGAACGCAUUAUGUUAAAUUAAUUUGAAUGUUUUGAAGAAAGGGCUUAAUAAAUUGUUACACUACAUUUUCUUAUUAAAUGUUAAAAAAAAAAAUUUUUUAUAGGUAUACUACUCCAGGGAGUCUGUUGUACUCCUCCUACAGUAAAUGAUGUUGGUAUUUCCCAACACGGUGGAUGCACAACGAUGUGCGUUGGUCGUGGAUUGUACACGGCUACAUUCUGUUCAAUUAAAGACACUGCACGACUUUAUAA